Molecule: messenger RNA, 1521 nt
Organism: Acanthosepion pharaonis
Lineage: Eukaryota; Metazoa; Mollusca; Cephalopoda; Sepiida; Sepiidae
Source: the annotation of a GenBank genome assembly
AUGCUCCAUUCUAUUCUCCCCGCCAUCUAUGAAGUUUUCGUAAACCAUUAUCUAUCUAUCUAUCUAUCUAUCUAUCUAUCUAUCUAUCUAUCUAUCUAUUCUUUCCCAGUGCAUCAAACGCAUAUCUAUCUAUCUAUCUAUCUCUAUCUAUCUAUCCUAUCUACAAAUUCAAACGCAUAUUAUCUAUCUAAUCUAAAAAAUCUAUCUAUUCCGAAUUCAAUUAUCUAUCUAUCUAUCUAUCUAUCUAUCUAUCUAUCUUCUAUCUAUUAUUCUUUCCCAGUGCAUUCAAACGCAACAUCUAUCAUCUAUCUAUCUAUCACAGAAUCUUUCCCAGCAUUCAAACGCGCAAUCUAUCUAUUCAUUUAUCUUUGCACCAAAACUCAUUUAAAUAUCUAUUUUUCCAGUGCAUUCAAAGUUUUCGUAAACGCAUUAUCUAUAUCUAUCAUCUAUCUAUCCAAUCCAUCCAUCUAUCUAUCUAUCUAUCUAUCUAUCUAUCUAUUCUUUCCCAGUGCAUUCAAACGCAUAUCUAUCUAUCUAUCUAUCUAUCUAUCUAUCUAUCUAUCUAUCUAUCUAUCUAUCUAUCUAUCUAUUCUUUCCCAGUGCAUUCAAACGCAUAUCUAUCUAUCUAUCUAUCUAUCUAUCUAUCUAUCUAUCUAUCUAUCUAUCUAUAUUCAUUUCCCAGUGCAUUCAAACGCAUCUAUCUAUCUAUCUAUCUAUAUCUAUCUAUAUCUAUCUAUCUAUCUAUCCAUCUAUAUCUAUAUCUAUCAUCUAUCUAUUCUUCUAUCAUCCAUCUAUCUAUAUCCAUCUAUCUAUAUCUAUAUCCAUCUUUCCCAGUGCAUUCAAACGCAUAUCUAUCAUCAUCUAUCCAUUCAUCCAUCUAUCUAUCUAUCUAUCAUUCUUCCCAGUGCAUUCAAAUCAUAUCUAUCUAUCUAUCUAUCUAUCUAUCUAUCUAUCUAUCUAUUCUUUCCCAGUGCAUUCAAACGCAUAUCUAUCUAUCUAUCUAUCUAUCUAUCUAUCUAUCUAUUCUUUCCCAGUGCAUUCAAACGCAUAUCUAUCUAUCUAUCUAUCUAUCUAUCUAUCUAUCUAUCUCAUCUAUCUAUAUCUAUUCUUUCCCAGUGCAUUCUAUAUCCAUCUAUCUAUAGAUCUAUCUAUCUAUCAUCUAUCUAUAUUAAGUGCAUUCAAACGCAUAUCCAUCUAAUAAGGAUGCAUCGCACAUUCAUCCAUCCAUCUAUCCAUCCAUCUAUCCAUCUAUCGCUCAGUGCAUUCAAACGCAUAUCUAUCAUUCAUCUAUCUAUCUAUCUACAUCGAUCGGACUAUCUAUCCUAUCUAUCAUCUAUCUAUCUAUUCCCAGUGCAUUCAAACGCGAUCUAUCUAUCUAUCUAUCUAUCUAUCUAUCUAUCUAUCUAUCUAUCUAUUCUUUCCAGUGCAUUCAAACGCAUAUCUAUCUAUCUAUCUAUCUAUCUAUCUAUCUAUCUAGGCAUUCAAACGGGAGAGAGUCUGGAGAUAUCCGACAUCGACUGA